Pungitius pungitius (ninespine stickleback) is the source of this 1537-nucleotide messenger RNA. Its product is annotated as 26S proteasome non-ATPase regulatory subunit 4-like. Gene Ontology annotation, biological process: proteasome-mediated ubiquitin-dependent protein catabolic process. NCBI's taxonomy places the organism in Eukaryota, Metazoa, Chordata, Actinopteri, Perciformes, Gasterosteidae. The transcript has 10 exons. The coding region runs from base 94 to 1224 and encodes 376 amino acids. The record is from RefSeq and is a predicted model, not a curated record. Gene Ontology annotation, molecular function: polyubiquitin modification-dependent protein binding. Gene Ontology annotation, cellular component: cytosol; proteasome regulatory particle, base subcomplex; nucleus.
UAUGGAACGUAUGUUUUUCUUUCAGAAAAAAAGAGGAGAAAAACUCCAUUACCCAUAAGCCCCACGAUGACGUCGUAAACCACGGACAUCAAGAUGGGGCUUGAAAGUACUAUGGUCUGUGUGGACAACAGUGAGUACAUGCGGAAUGGAGACUUUCUGCCCACCCGACUGCAGGCUCAGCAGGACGCAGUUAAUAUUGUUUGCCAUUCCAAGACACGCACCAACCCUGAAAACAACGUGGGCCUCAUCACCAUGGCAAACAACUGUGAGGUUCUGACCACGCUCACUCCGGACACCGGCAGGAUACUAUCCAAGCUCCAUCUUGUGCAGCCUCGUGGAAAUAUCAGCUUCUGCACCGGCAUCAGGGUUGCACAUUUGGCACUGAAGCACAGACAAGGCAAAAACCACAAGAUGCGCAUCAUUGCAUUUGUUGGCAGCCCAGUGGAAGACAACGAAAAAGAACUGGUCAAAAUGGCGAAGCGUCUAAAGAAGGAAAAAGUCAACGUGGAUGUCAUUAACUUCGGGGAGGAGGAGAUGAACACAGAGAAGCUGACGACCUUCAUCAACACACUGAAUGGCAAAGAAGGAGCAGGCUCCCACCUGGUCACUGUUCCUCCAGGCCCCAGUCUGGCUGAUGCCCUGCUGUCCUCACCCAUCCUGGCUGGAGAGGGAGGUGCCGUGUUGGGUCUGGGUACCGGUGACUUUGAGUUUGGGGUGGACCCCAGUGCAGACCCAGAACUGGCCUUGGCACUGAGAGUGUCCAUGGAGGAGCAGAGACAACGGCAGGAGGAUGAAGCUCGCAGAGCCUCUGUCGUAUCAGCUGCUGAUGCUGGUAUUUCCUCCCCUGCUGCAGAUGAGUCUGACGACGCCCUUUUGAAGAUGUCUGUUCCCCACACGGUGCCGUCCACACCUACUCUACCAGACUUCAGCCGCAUGACCGAGGACGAACAGAUCGCCUAUGCUUUGCAGAUGUCCAUGCAAGGAGAAGGCGCAGAGUUGGGAGCUGAGGACAUGGACACAGGAGACGUGGACACGGACUCCAGCAAGGCUAAGGAUGAAGAGGACUACGAUGUCAUGCAGGAUCCAGAGUUUCUUCAGAGCGUCCUGGAAAACCUUCCUGGAGUCGACCCCAACAACGAGGCCAUCCGUAACGCUAUGGGCUCUCUGGCCUCCCAGACCGGCUCUAAAUCCGAUAACAAGAAGGAUGAGGAGAAAAAGAAAUGAACACCAAAAGAAGAACUUUGUAUAUGAUAAUUAAGAAGACUAGACAAUUGCACCGCAUGUUAUUGUAACAUGUUACAGUAACAUUACCCUCCUCAAUACAGGCACAAUUUGUUUCCUUUUUUUCUUUAUGUAUGAGGCUAUUUAAACUAAACAUGUUUUACUUUUUUUCAACUUAAGGUGAUUGGUGUAUUCUAAUUAUAGUCAUAGUUAUUUUUUGUGUCAAGAAGGCAAAAUACUUUCUUUUGAAUUGUUUGUAAUAAUUCUGAGAUACGCAGAAUUCCGCAAUAGAUUAAAUAAUGCAAGGUGGCACUCA